AUGGCAACCAAAAAUCUAGAUCCGCUCGCAGAGCUCGCCUCGGAGUUUAAAGCUGAACCACAACGAAACGGAGAAGGGAUGGAAGCCUUUCCGGACCCGGAGCUCUACGAUGAACAAGCCGCCGUCGAUCGUGCGUUGAAGCGACUGGCUACGAACAUCAGGAAUCAUAGUGCAAGUAUAGGGAUAGAUCUUGGGCUUAUCGAGCGCAACGAACAAUCACUCGAGGCGGGGCUUGACAAGUUCAGAAAACAAACGGGGGAGCAGAUCCCAGAGCUUGUGGACCCCGAUGAUCAACGUCUGUACGAUAAGGCGAAGCUUCAGAGCUCUAUCACGACUGAAGUUAUAACCGGCGAAAAUGACAAAACUCUAGACCCAUUGCCUAAUUUCGGCAUCGAAUACGCUCGCGAUGAUGAGACGAACUUCGAUACACACUACUCCGACUCAGAAGACGAAUCUUCAGGGGAUGAUGAAGGCUUUGUCUCGUUAUAUAAUACGAUAAAGGUCGACUUUGAGGUCAGCUCCGCCGGAAGCUCGAACAUCCUCCAUGCAACAAUCGCGCAGACUCGAGGCCUCGACGUUAUUCACAUUGUCGAUCUGAAAGAGAGGACGAUCAAAUUCAUUACUGCGCGGCGAUCAAUCGAAAAUCCUAUCAUCGGUAAUGACGACAUAAGGGGGUUGAUCGUCGGAAUGUCUGCUAUGGCACUUCCCGGUAGGUACGAAUGGGCGAUGGGCCGCGUGAUAGAUGAUGGGCAGAAAAGCGGUGUAUGGAAGUGUGUUUGGCCGGCGCUGGAACACCAGCUGCCGGAGGAAAUGAGAGAGCAGACUGUGGAUAUAGUGUUGGAGGAGGACGAUUACAGUGUGAAGGAUUGGGACUGGGAUAUCGGAAUCAAUAAUGUUCCAGGUUGGCUAGGACAACAAAAUGACAUGGACUGGGAGAGGAGCUUGUGA
Morchella sextelata is the source of this 948-nucleotide messenger RNA. RefSeq lists its product as uncharacterized. The transcript has a single exon. Lineage: Eukaryota; Fungi; Ascomycota; Pezizomycetes; Pezizales; Morchellaceae. The record is from RefSeq and is a predicted model, not a curated record. The coding region runs from base 1 to 948 and encodes 315 amino acids.